Polistes canadensis is the source of this 3427-nucleotide messenger RNA. RefSeq lists its product as uncharacterized. Bases 120 to 2162 code for a protein of 680 amino acids. Gene Ontology annotation, biological process: triglyceride biosynthetic process. The record is from RefSeq and is a predicted model, not a curated record. Gene Ontology annotation, molecular function: diacylglycerol O-acyltransferase activity; long-chain-alcohol O-fatty-acyltransferase activity. Lineage: Eukaryota; Metazoa; Arthropoda; Insecta; Hymenoptera; Vespidae. The transcript is spliced from 7 exons. Gene Ontology annotation, cellular component: plasma membrane.
CACAUUUCGAUAAUCGUUUACCAUAUUAUAUUUCAAACAAUUCGCAAAGUUUCGAUACUAAGAAAAAAAAGUAUCUGAAAAAUUAGAGAAAAAAAGUAGUAUAAUAGUUUAAUAUAAUCAUGGUUGUCAUAUCAUCGUCAUCGUCAUUCCAAUUGACGGAUUUGUUCAGUCUUGCCAUACCAAUGAAUCUUAUUUUUAUAACAUUAUUCGGAAUGAUUUUAUUACCGAUCUUUUUCUUCCUUUAUCUUGUUACGACAUGGUCGAAAAAGUGUUUGAUCAAUUUCGUCAAAUGGAAAUAUCCUAAUUGCAUUGUCGUUGAGGAUAAUAAUAUUCGAAGUAUAUUGGAUCAAGGUAGAAAUCAUGGAAUAUACACGCUGUUUGUUAAAGGCCGAUCGAUUGCCGAAGGUAUGAGAAGUCAUUUGUUACAUUUGACGUCUAACAAGAAACUUCUAAGAUUAACAUUGUCCACGAAAUGGAAUAUUUAUCUAUGGAAGGAUAACGAACAAUUUUCCUUGGACAAUCAUCUUAUUAAUUCGCCAUGUUCCUUUCGGAAUAGACCUAUCACCGAAUCCAAUAUUCAGGAAUACGUGAGCGACGUUACAUCGAAAUUUCUGCCAAUUGACAGAUCACCGUGGCAAGUACACGUUAUCAAUUGUUUGUUCAACGACGAGGAAUAUCAAAUAUGUUUGGUACGAGUACAUCAUUUGUUAAUUCGUUUGGAACAUCUUUCACCUGCCGAUUUUCUACCAUUGAAAUGUUCAUCCGACAAUUGGGCUUGCCAGGAAACCGAUUCACCGUUCACUGAUCUUUACGUGGAACCAUCGGCUUUGCCUAAACUUCAUCAAAAAUUAACUGAAAAUUUCAGCAAUCAUUGGAACGAAUUUCUUUGCAACAAUGAUCCGAUAGAACGACCAGAAAUAAUGAAGAAACAAAUUGGUAUAUUUCAAUGCGUUAAAAUCGGAGUGAUCGUGUUGGUUGCAACAUUUAAAGAAUUGACAAGACAGUACAGAAAAUCCGAAGGACUUAAAUUAUUCGACAUGUUUUUUAUACUUCAACGAGAAGUCAACAAAAGAAACUUCGGAGUGUCCGUAAUAUUUUUUGGCUUUGUCAGAGCCCUUAAUCCAAUGAACACAAUUAAUUCGAUAAUAGCAUGGUCAUGGUACUUAUUAAUAACGCUAACAUUGAAAGUACCAUUAUUGAUGAUUAAAGAAUUUCAAGCAUUGCAAUCGAAACAGAAACAUUUCUAUCCGGAAACUCUGACUUCUAUGAUAUGGUGUUAUUUACCAUUGAUAAUUCAAGCAACCAUAGAAGUGUUCUCCAUUACUUGGAUAGCAAUAGGUACACCUAAAUUAAUACUCGAAGAACUUUUUUUAAAACAUCCUCAUGCUAAUAAAUUGCAAAUUAUACCACGAUGCGGUAGAAAAGUUGUCGCUUGGUCCGAUGAGGUCAGUUUGGAUCUAUUGAGAAAAAUUUCAAGUGUUACGGGAGCUACGAAUACCGAAAUCCUAUUGACAGCAAUCGUUGAUUCCUUGAAAAAAUAUUUCAUGCAUUCCGGUAUGAAUAUUCCUGACGAUGUUUUGACUAUAGCAAAAUUCGUCAAUCAGAGAGCCAUUUUUUUGCGUAAUCACGAAGCCCGUGGUAUUCUAUGUUUGGCUUUACCAACUAGAACUCCACUUUUCGAGGAUGAUUUACUUGAAAUUCUUCAGGUUAUACAAAAAAACGUACAAGAAGCCAGAGCAAAACAAAGUGCAAUUUAUGCUAUAACAGCUGCCGAAGCAUCGCGUGGUUUGAUAUCUUCGUUCUUUCCAUCGAUAUUCCUUAAAUUGAUACUCAAUCAAUUAUCGAAAAGAUACACGUUGUCGUUGACUCACAUCGAUGGUAAUUUACCUGUAGAAGAUGUAGAUUCUGUUAUUUAUUGGAGACCACCGCAAGGAAAUUGCUAUAUGUCGAUAACAUUGCAUAGAUAUGGGAAUGGUGUGCGUUUGGGUGUCAUGGGUGAUGCUUUAAUUAGUCCACAACACUCGAUCAUCACCAGGACAUUUCCAAAAAGUUUGAGAAAUCUUUCAACUUUAGUUGGAGUUCCUAAAACUCCAGUUUUAGAACAUCAAAGUCGUAGUCCGAGUCCACACUCAGUUAGUCCAACCACGUCACCUGGAUAUUGAUAUUAUUAAUUAACAUUUAGUAGUAAACAAACAAAUCAAACGAAUCGUUAGAACUGAUCGUUGUGUUCAUUUUAUUGGAAUAUCUGGGAAGGAUAAAUAAUUCUGAUUGUUUUUUUUAUUAUAUAUUCCAAACUAAAUGACUAAGAAAUAGUUGAAUGAAAUUGAUCGAAUUUAAGAUGGAUUCGUAAGUCUAGUUUUAAGACUUGACGUCAUUGUAAAAUUCAUAUCUUAAGAAGCUGACCCAAAUCUCGACUAACAUUAUCGAUUUUCAUACUUAUCACGUGUACUCGUUGCUUUGAAGUACGUGUCAGUCAAACACCUAAAGUAAAUUUAUUCUUUUUGCGAAGAAUAUUAUCUUCGUAGUAUAUCGUAAAUCUAAUGUAUAUGACUUUUAUAUAGAAAAAUUAGAUUUUUAUAAUUGAUAUAGAUAUAUUUUAGAUUAUAUUUUUAAUAAGUCGGAAUGAAUUCUUAAUAUUAUUUAUAUUGAUUAUAGAAAAUAGAUUGUAAAAAGAGAAAAUAGAUUUACUCUUAGAAUUUGAUUAAAAUAUCAUUUUUAUAUUAAUUAAUAUAUUAAUCUCUUUUAAUUGUGUAUAAGAAAAAGAUUAAUAGAAAAAUGAAGAUACGAUUUUUACUAUUAGAUUGAAUUAUUUCUUCAAUAUCUAAUUAGACUGCAAGAUUUACUGUUUCUUCUUUUUUUUUUUUUUUUUCUUGCAUACUUAUCGUUCUAUUUCUUUUUUACAAUAUGCGAGACUUCGUAAAGAUUGCUUGUUAUGUAUUUAUUUAAGAAUUUAGAUAAAAAUAUCGGAAACGUUUAUUACUCUCGUAAAGAACGAACGCGUAUUUUAUUCGGCUAAUAAAUUUAUUUAGUCUCCGCGAAAGAUAAGAUAUAAAAUUUGCUAUAAGAGAUUAAAUAGAUCUGUUGAAUUUUUUGACAAAUAAUUUAUCGUUUUAAUGGAACAGGUAAUAAGAUUAUAUAAAAAGAUCUUGGUUUUUUUUCGUAUUUUGUGAAAUAAUUUUCUUUCAUGUAUUUUCUCCAAUUAAAUCGAAAACAAAAUAAUUCUUUAAUCGUAAAACUAAUCACAUUGCAACCAUUGAAUUGCUAUUCUUGUGAAUUAUAUCGAAGAAAUAAUUUUGAUUUUAAUAUUCACCUUUUUAAAAAAUCAUUGUUCGUGAAAAGAAAUGAAAUGAAAUAAAAAAGAAACAUUUUCGAUGCACAGUCAUAAGAACAAUAUUCAUUGUAUAAAGAAUAAAGAAAGAAAACGCAU